AUGGGAAUGGAGAACAGGAUGACUGCAAAGGUUGACGCUGCAUCUUCAGUUGAACCUCACAGUGUUGAGAUGUCUGGGGCAACUAUUUCAUCUGCACCAUCAAUUGGUACUCAAAAGGUCUCUAUGUUUGCUGCUAAGUCUGGAUUUGUUAUACCGAAAAACAAGCUGUCGGGCUCACUUGUACCCAUCUUCCGUGGAAGUAAAAACCUAGGAGCCAGUGAUGCAGUUAGUGGAGAAAGUAAGAAACAGAUUCAGAGGAAAACAAAAUGGGGCCCUGAUCUGGCCCAAGAUGCUUCCGUGAGAAAGGGAAGAGCCUUAGCUUAUCAGACUCGGGUGGAUCAAAUUACACAACAGCUGAAAUCUGGAAUGUCAGAGGCUGAGAAUGAUGAGGACUUACCAUCAGCACCUCAAGAUCCAGACCACAACUCCUUUAGGCAUCAAAUUGACAGAGAGGACGUAGAACAGUUGGAACUUGAAAAGCGAGAAGUCAUAGGUGAAAUAUUAAAGUUGAAUCCAAGUUACAAGGCCCCACCUGAUUAUAAACCUUUGUUGAAAGAGGCCACAGUUCCUAUUCCUGUGAAAGAAUAUCCUCGAUACAAUUUUGUUGGCCUAAUAUAUGGUCCUGGAAGUGAUAAUCAGAAGCAAUUAGAAAAGGAAACUGGAGCCCAGAUUCAAGUCUAUGGUACCAAAGCAGGGACAGGAGAGAAGGUUGAAAUAAAACCAUCUGAUGGGAGUGAAGUCCAGAGUGGAUAUGAAAAGUUGUACGUUCAUAUAUCAGCGGACACAUUUGAGAAAGUAGAUUCAGCAGUUGCUGUACUUGAACUGCUAGUGACUUCUGUAUCCGGAAAUCUGGCAUCAGUUUCUGGUGAUAAUCCUCAUGCUCCUCCUAGUCAAGGCCCGGACGCUACCACCCCCAACAUGGUUCCUACUAUGUUAAACCAGGGAAUUGUGCAACCAGUGGCAGGACCUACACAGACUCCACCAAAUGGGCAGUUUCAGUACCCUGGUCCAUUUUUCUCUACUGGCCCCUCUUCCACUCCAAUGAAUAUACCUGGUUACCUUCCACUAGAUUCUUCAAGACCAAUUUUCAACAAUCCUUCCUAUCAAUCAACAUCACCCUUCAACUCUACACACUUGCCUUCAUUAUUUGGGCCUCCACCAGCUCUUGUUUCCCCUAGACAAAACCCACCAACACAAGUUUUGCAGCAUUUGUAUAUGGCUCAGACCCACCCUGGUUAUGUUGGCUCGCCAAGAAAUCUUUCUUUGAUGUCUCCCCAGCCUUCGUCAGUUCAAACUAAUAUUUCAGCUCCACUCACAUUCAUGGGAAACCAACCCCCACCAACAGGCCAACCCUCUAAUAUCAGUCCAUUUGCGCCUUCAUUUCCUCAACAUGUGUCUAAUCAUCCACAUGGACCUUCUGGGAACUCUACUGGAUGGUCAAGCGGAGUACCUGCACCACAACCAGGUGUUGCGUCUAUGCCACCACCUUCAAAUAUAUCAACGGCCAAUAUGGUUUCUUCUGUUGCCUUCCCACCUGGGCCUUCCACUCUGUUAUCAAGUGCUCCUGUAAACCAUGCAGCACCAAGUUUUACUUCUAUUCCACGGCCUCAAGUGGGAAUUCCUUCUACAUUAGCAGCUUCUAUGCUUCCAAUGCCUGCAGUUGCACAACCUAAACCAUUUAUGAGCCCUUUAUCAGGUCCUGUUCCAGCUCAUUCAACAGGACCAGUUACAUCUCUAGCCCCAUCUAUGCAACCAAGAGUGCCAAUUUCUGUUACUGGAAGUGUACCGAAUUUCACCCCCCAAAAACCACCAAUGAUGACAGCUCCAAGCCCUGGCGAUUUCACUUUUCAGCCUCACCGGCCACAGAAUCCAUCCUUCCAACCAGUUCCCCAGCCAAACAGUCACUUUGCAGCACACAGUGCUUCCCCUGCUAGACCAAUGAUUCCUCAUCCAUCACCUCAGGCACCGUCUUUCCAGUUGCCUGUGCAAAAUAUGACUCCUCAGCUGGGAAGUGAGGUGUUAUCGAGGCCACAGGUUGGCGAGCACAUGGGUCAACCUCCACCAGCUCAUAUAUCUGCUGUUCCCUUUGCCAGAAAUUCAACUGCCAUCUCAGUUCCUCCCAGACAUGCAACAUAUCUAGACACCAGUCCUGUUGCACCUAGGACGCCACACCUGCCAAUGAGACCAAGGAACUUCAAUCCAGCCCACCAAAUGCCCAAUUUUCCCAUUCCUCUGCCCCCAAGGCCGGGAAAUCAUAUUCAAAUUCAGCAAAAUUAUCCUGCUCACUUGACUCGUCCUGAGAUGCCACAGGCUCCAAAUCAACAGUUCAGCAACAAUCUUGCAUUUGCCUCUGGUAAGCCAGCGCCUAGGCCUGGAGGACAGCAGCUUUAUGAUCCGUUCUCACCCACAUCCAUGUCUACUGCAACUCAACAGCAGGGAGGUAAUCCAGCAAAGAUGGGAAAGUAG
Messenger RNA from Prunus armeniaca (apricot), 2466 nucleotides. Lineage: Eukaryota; Viridiplantae; Streptophyta; Magnoliopsida; Rosales; Rosaceae. The record is from the annotation of a GenBank genome assembly.